Cataglyphis hispanica is the source of this 3126-nucleotide messenger RNA. RefSeq names its product protein MCM10 homolog (gene Mcm10). The transcript is spliced from 2 exons. Gene Ontology annotation, biological process: DNA replication initiation; DNA replication. NCBI's taxonomy places the organism in Eukaryota, Metazoa, Arthropoda, Insecta, Hymenoptera, Formicidae. The record is from RefSeq and is a predicted model, not a curated record. The coding region runs from base 211 to 2442 and encodes 743 amino acids. Gene Ontology annotation, cellular component: nucleus; replication fork protection complex. Gene Ontology annotation, molecular function: single-stranded DNA binding; DNA replication origin binding.
UGGCGAGCGUGUAUACACAUACAACGUGUAAAUAAUUGUAUAUAUAUACACAGUGUUAUUGUCUAUGAAAAUUAUUGAAUAAUGUAUGAAUACUUGUGAUUUAGAAUCGUUCAGGACGUAAAUGAUUCUUAUGAUAGUAGCAAGUAAUAUUUUUAUCAAAUUUUUAGUAUUGUAAAGUACAAAAAUAAUAUAAAAGCAAGGAUUUGAAAUAUGGAGCAUGAAGACAGUGAUUCUGAUCUGGAUAUUUUAAAUAAUCUUAUAUCAAAUGAUAUUGAAGAGACAGGCAUUGGAGAGAAUAAUAUUGAGCAAUCUAAAUAUCCUGAACAAUCUAAACAGCCUCAGAAAUCGAAAUCACUUGAACCAAAGAAGACUUUAACAGAAUUGCAGUUUAAUUUCUUAGAUUCUAAGCCUUGUAAUAUAGAAAUAAAUAAUGAGGAUAAAUCAGUUAAUGAUAAAAUUAUCAAUGGAUCUUAUGAUGACAAGCUUGACUCCUCGGAUGAUGAAGAUAGGCGUUAUUUUGAGGAGCAAAAAUAUUCCAAUUAUGGACGUGAAAUAAAGCAGCUGCUAAAAGAGCACUCCCCUCUGAAGAUUGAACAACCUGCAAAAUCACAACAAAAUAAUAUUUUUAAUAAUAAAAAUAAGACUUUUGAUUUUAAUAAUACCAUAAAGGAUAUCAAAAACGAUAGUAUUACAAAAGAUGUGUAUAGUGAUCCCUUCUUUGGAAUAAGAAUAAUUAGUCCUCUCAUAUCUUCUGCUGAAUUGAAAGAACGCAUGAAAGACAAGAUAGCUGUAACAAUAUCAAGAGUAAAGAAUCACAUUAUUUCUGAUAAUAUGCAUAAUGAUUGGGUGAUUGCCGGUGUAUUAAUCAAUAAAUCAGCUACAAGAACCUCGCAGAAGGGAACUUCUUACUGCAUCUGGAAAAUAAGCGAUUUGUCCGACGAUUUGAAGACUGUGUCUAUCUUUCUAUUCAGUAAUGCCUACAAACAGUUAUGGAAAACAAUCACUGGCAGUGUGAUAGGUAUCCUCAAUCCGAACGUGCUCGAAAAUAAGGAUAACAUCGAUCAAGCAAGUUUAUCGAUCGACAAUCCUCAGAAGCUGAUGGUUUUUGGUAGAUCCAAGGAUAUGGGUAAGUGCAAAUCGAUCAAAAAGAACGGCGAACCGUGCACUGCGAUUGUAAACACGAGUCGAUGCGAGUAUUGUGUCUAUCACGUUAAACAGGAAUAUAAAAAAUGUGCGCGACGAGCAGACUUACAAUCGAGCAACAAUGCAUAUGGAUUCACUGGAGAUGCAUUAAAACACAUGAAUAAGCAAACUGGUACACGAAAGCCUUAUAAUGGUUUGGCGCCGUUCGUACCAGUAUUGGCUAAACGCAAUGAGAAGCUAUACGAGAAGGACCGUGCUCGUUUGGAAUUACUAUCCGAAGCCACUUCGAGCAAUGGUAUUAAAAAAACGAAAAGUGAUUUGAAACCAGAGAUUAAUGUGGAUAUUAAGAAGAAGAAGGUAGCUGUGGAACUGACGAGCGAACAGUCGAGGAAAGAUUUCGAACGACUCAAUAAAUUGAGAGGCUGGCAACCUUCAAAGCAAGUAAUAGUACAAUCAACGCCCAAUGGACCAGUUCUGUGCUCCAGUCCAGUGCAUUCAAAAGAAAGUAAUUAUACGCCAAGCAAACCUAAAAGCAAUCAUGUAAAUAAGACGAUUAGUUUGGCCUCUUUGUCUUCAAUUCCGCGACUGGGAGCGGGAUGUAAUCAAAGUACGAUAGAUUUCUCCGAACCUAUCACCAAGCAACAAAUUCGUACCGCCAAAAUGAAUGCAAUCAAAUGGGUGCAGGAGCAUGGGAAAAUCAAAGCAAAGGAUCCCAAUCAAAUACAUCUAAGUCCAAAAGAGAAGCACAAUAAAAACGCGAAACGUCAGAGAGAGAACGAUGUGAAAGAAGAACAGAAUACAAAAAAAAUAAAUGUAAAUGACAAAUUUAAAGAGAUUCUAGAAGUCAAGUCUUCGCAUACAGAUUUGAUUGAAAAAUCCUAUGAUGAAGAAAAAGAGAAAUAUUUUGAAAAAUUAGAAGUGAAAGAAAAAAUGGAAGAAAAGAUGAUGAGCACUUUCAAAGUUAAUUGCAAAGCUGUAAGGUGUGCGAUAUGUAAGUACACAGCCUUUUCAGCAUCGGACAUGUGUAAGGAACAGAGACAUCCGUUCCGUGUGAUCGACGCUGUUAAAAGGUUCUUCAAGUGCGCCGAUUGUGGCAAUCGGACUGUCAGUCUAAAUCGUAUGCCAUCGCACAGCUGUAGCAAGUGCAGCAGCUCGAAUUGGGCCAGGGCGGCAAUGAUGGAUGAGAGGAAGACCGUUAUCGCCACAGAAACUCUGUCGAUACGCGGCUCCGAAGAAAAAUUCCUAGGUUCAAUCGUGAAAGACGCGAAUCUCAACCUUCUCGUCCCAGAUGAAGAUUAGUAAAUUCGAUUAUUGCUGAUAUUUUUGUUAGAUUAAUAUAUUGUAAGUAAUUUAUUUAGUAAAAUUAAAAAAAUGAAGACAUGAUUGGUCAAGAUGUAAACUAAUAAUAUGUCUUAUGUACACCAACGAUAAAAUGUAUAGAAUUUAAAAACUCAAGUAGUGUUGGAAUGCUAUGAUAUUGUUGCCAAGAUAUAUUAAUUCAUUAUAACUAUUAUUUUUUAAUAAUUAUUUUUUAAUAAUUAUCUAUCUAUGAUGAAAAUACAUAGAAAAUUUGAAAAUCAUGAAUUUACUAUCUGAAUCAAAUUAUCAAUUAACUUCAGCUAAAAUUGAUAGAACGACGCGAAUCUUGCGACUAAUAUACUUACUCUUAUAUAUCAUAUUUAUAUUAUAUCAUAUUUUAUAUCUUAGAAUCUACAAAUACAGAACAUUUGAUAUCCUUUUGUUUAUUGUCAGUAUUAUCAAUUUUCUUUUCUUUUUUUUUCACUUUAUGAAAAAUGUACAAAUAUAAAGAAAUUCUAAAAGUGUAUCUCUUGCACAUUUCCGAAAUGAAAUACAUCGAAUUCUCUCCGUCCGAAAUGUACACAGCGAGCAGAAACGUUUUGAUAUACAACCAGGUACAACAAUCGUAUAAAAAACAUUAUCAUCUCGAUUACUUGCUUCAUUAAAUUACGUUUGAGAAUUAUA